AUGUCCGGUACCCUCGGCUUUGGGGUGAAAAAGGCAGACAUUCCGGGUCUUCAGCGCCAUCUGUUGGAUCUGGAUCCUUAUGCAGAUGCCCUAACAGAGGAAUUCUGGGAGACGCUAUUUAACUGCACACUGGACUAUAGCAAAGCCCUGAAAAAAGCCAAAGCGAGAGCCAAGGAGGUGAACGGCACACUGGCCAGAACAGUGAAGGGGUUACCAGAUGGUCUGUGCACUGGCAGUGAGAAUGUGGCUCAGCUCAAUAAUACCUACUCUGACGUCUCUCAGUUAAGAAUCACUUACAGUGUUUACAAAGCAGUGUAUGCUGUGGCCAACGCCUUACACAACCUGGAACACUGCGAAGAAGGAAAAGGCCCAUUUGUUGGAGGGACCUGUGCCAACAUCACAAAUUUUGAGCCCUGGCAGCUGAUGUAUUAUGUGAAAAACGUGCGUUACACAAUGCCUAAUACGGGAGAGGUGAUCUACUUUGAGGACGGUGACAUAGAGGGCUUCUAUGACAUCAUUAACUGGCAAGUGAACGGUAAUGGAGAGAUAUCUUAUGUCACGGUGGGACACUACAACGGAUCAGCCUCUCCAGAGGAGAGGAUGCACAUAAGCAAUGACUCCAUUGUUUGGAACAAUGAGGAACUGGAGCCUCCUCGGUCAGUGUGCAGUGAGGACUGUCAGCCUGGCACGAGAAAGGGGAUUCGGCAGGGGGAGCCCGUCUGUUGCUUUGACUGCAUCCCAUGUGCAGAUGGAGAAAUCAGUAACACCACAAAUGCCCGUGAAUGCAUCCUGUGUACUGGAGACGACUGGUCCAAUGACGCCCAUGAUGCCUGUGUGCCUAAAAUCAUUGAGUUCCUUGCUUUUGGAGAACCGCUUGGAAUUACCUUGAUAGUGAUCUCUGCAUUUGGAGCUUUAAUAACCAUAGCUGUUGGGGUGGUGUUUUUGAUGUACCUUGGAACCCCUCUGGUGAAGGCCAACGAUCCCCUGUUGAGUUUCCUGCUACUCUUAUCUCUGGUGGUAACCUUCCUUUGCUCCAUCGUCUUCCUCGGAGAGCCUCAAAACUGGAGCUGCAUGACCAGCCAAGUAGCUUUAGCUCUCGGCUUUGCUCUGUGCCUUUCCUGCAUUAUGGGUAAGGCAGCCUUGUUAAUGCUAAGAGCUCGAGCUCUGAAAAAAGCCAGGGCCAAAGCCAAGGCAGCUGCCAAAGCUGCAAAAGCUGCAGCUGAAGCAGCAGCAAGCAGCGGCAGUCCUGAUGUGAUAGUAAACAGCUCCAUCAACAAUGACGCAGGUGCUUUGGAUAAACCUGAGGUUGACGCUCUCACCUUUGGUCACCAGAGGGCAAUGGCUGCUGUGGCAACAUUAAUACAGGCUGUAGCAUGCACGCUUUGGCUCAUCAUCCUCCCUCCACACCCCGUGAAGAACACCGCUGCUCAGAAUAUAAAGAUCAUUCUUGAGUGUGACGAAGGCUCUGUCAUCUUCAUCUGCUGCAUCUUUGCGUAUGACAUCCUGCUGGCUCUGCUGGCUUUCAUUUUUGCCUUUACUGCCCGCAAACUGGAAGACCACUUCAGCGAAGCCAAGUGUAUGACCUUUGGCAUGCUGGUCUUCUUCAUCGUCUGGAUUUCCUUUGUCCCGGCUUACCUCAGCACACGAGGAAAGUUUAUGGUUGCCGUCCAGAUUUUUGCCAUUCUAGCUUCCAGCUUUGGCCUGCUCAGCUGCAUCUUCCUUCCCAAGUGCUACGUUCUUCUGGUCAAACCUGAACGCAACAAAGAGGAGCUGAUGAAGCCCAGGCCCAAACCCAAAGACAGCUCCUUCACUGGAACGUCGGCGUCUCUUGCUACAGCUGGAACUGAAAUCAAUGCAUCAUUUGCAUCCACGGCUAUCGAUGAUCAGCCGGGAAACUAAAAUAAUCAGGAAGAAAGUUCUAAGAAUAAUAAAUAAUAAAUGUGUCUUCCUAUUCUAGAUAUAUUUGUUUUAAAUUUGCUGAAAGUUUCUAAAAUAUCUAUUUUAAACGAAAUAAUGUCUUUCUCCUGUCCUAAAACUUUAGCUCUUUCAAUACAAUUUAUUUAAAGAUGUAUCUUUUCUUUCAAAUUUACUUUUUAGUGCAAAACUAUUCUAAAUUAGAACUAGAUGCUUUUAUAUUGUAUCAU
Messenger RNA from Cyprinodon variegatus (sheepshead minnow), 2144 nucleotides. Its product is annotated as vomeronasal type-2 receptor 1-like. Gene Ontology annotation, molecular function: olfactory receptor activity; G protein-coupled receptor activity. Gene Ontology annotation, biological process: G protein-coupled receptor signaling pathway. The transcript has 10 exons. Gene Ontology annotation, cellular component: membrane. The coding region runs from base 1 to 1899 and encodes 632 amino acids. Lineage: Eukaryota; Metazoa; Chordata; Actinopteri; Cyprinodontiformes; Cyprinodontidae. The record is from RefSeq and is a predicted model, not a curated record.